AUUUAUUCUAAUUCAUAAAUAACCUACUCACUCUCUUCACUCUGCUCACCUUCACUCCGCUCACCUUCACUCCUCUUCCUCACUCAGAUCUCCACCACCCAAAACGAUGCGUUUCACUCUCCUCCCUCUCCUCCUCCUCCUCCUCCUUCUCUCAUACUCCGCAGCCGCACGUAAACCAAGCUCCCACAACGCCACCACCUCCUCCCACCUCGUCCGUACGUCAUGCCAACACGCCAGCUACCCCAACCUCUGCCUCCACACGCUCUCCGCCUCCCCGGCCCAGACCCCUCGCGACCUGGCCCAGGCUGCCGUCGGCGUCUCCCUCUCACGCGCCCGUAAAGUCUCCGCCUUCCUCUCCCAGCUCUCCCAUUCCUCCUCCUCCUCCUCCACCCCGAAGCGGCAGCGCGUGGCGGUCGGCGACUGCGUGGAGCAGGUCUCGGACUCCGUCGACGAGCUGAGCCGCACGCUGGAGGAGCUCCACCACCUGCACGAGGAGACGUUCCGGUGGCAGAUGAGCAACGCCCAGACGUGGGUCAGCGCCGCCCUCACGAACGACGACACGUGUCUCGACGGGUUCCAGGAGGUCGACGGCAAGGUGAAGGCGGACGUCAAGAAGAAGAUUACCAAUGCUGCUAGGGUUACCAGUAACGCGCUCUACAUGAUCAACCGGCUCGACGAGAGCCGCGGACGGCCCAGAUCUUAGCCUUGACGACGAUGAUGGACGCUGCUUGCUUGAUGUACUUGAUAUCUAGCCGUUAUGGCCUGUAAUGUCUUGUUCUAGUAACUGUAGUUUUUACUAUUUACUAUUAGUGUGUUCUACAAGUUGUAUGAUAUUAUCAUCUUAUCUAAGUCGUAUAAUAAUAGUAUAAUGCUA
This is a messenger RNA of Rosa rugosa (rugosa rose), 874 nucleotides long. Its product is annotated as pectinesterase inhibitor 3. Lineage: Eukaryota; Viridiplantae; Streptophyta; Magnoliopsida; Rosales; Rosaceae. The record is from RefSeq and is a predicted model, not a curated record. Gene Ontology annotation, molecular function: enzyme inhibitor activity. Bases 107 to 703 code for a protein of 198 amino acids. Gene Ontology annotation, biological process: negative regulation of catalytic activity. The transcript has a single exon.